UCUCUUCUUUCUCAAGUGUCUCUCUCUCAGACACACGACACCUUAACACUGUUAUAGUGUUAUAUAUAUAUAAAAGUGCGAGAGAGAUUGAUACUUUGAUAGGUUGAGCUAGAAAGAUGGUGAAAACCCCUUACUGUGACAAAAAAAGUGGACUGAAAAAAGGAACAUGGACACCAGAAGAAGAUUGGAAGUUGAUUGCUCAUGUUAAUGCACAUGGCCACAAGAAUUGGCGCCAGUUACCCAAGCUUGCAGGUCUUGCGAGGUGUGGAAAGAGCUGCAGAUUGAGGUGGGUGAAUUAUUUAAGGCCAGGCAUCAAGAGAGGGAACUAUACUCAUGAAGAAGAAGAGACAAUUAUCAAACUUCGCACAAGUCUUGGAAAUAGGUGGUCUGUGAUUGCCUCUCACUUACCUGGAAGAUCAGACAACGAGAUAAAAAAUCAUUGGCAUGCCCAUCUUAAGAAGCGCUUUCAACACGACGAAGCUUCCACGCCAAAGCUGCAUCUCUCCACAGUUGAAUCCAUUCAAGAGAAUAAUUACUCAGUGGAAGUUGAUCCAAGCCCUUUCCAAAACAGUUCUCCAGCUACUUAUGAUGCUUCUCCAUCGUCCCAUCACACAUCAAUGAGCGAUUUUUCCAGUAUGAUAACUGAACCUGCAUCAGCUAGCAGUGACGGGAAUUUGGUUAUUGAUGGCUUUGCUGAUUUCACAGAGGAAAACACAGAUCCUAUAAGUGCAUAUUCUUGGGAAGAACUGUAUGAAAUUUCGUACUUCUCCGGCGAAUUUCUGGCACCUUUUGUGACUGAACCCCAAAGUUUUUGUCCAGUUUAUGAUGUUUGGGGGCUGUUGUAAUAGAAUAGUAACUGGAAUAUAUAUCGGCUUGGUUUUUCUUCUUUCUUAUUACUUUUUUGGGGGGGAAAACAUAUUUCAGCUUAUUUUGAUGAAAUUAAAGAGUAUUAUUAUGUCCAUAUGGGAUUGUGGGGAAAUGAGUGAUUCUAUUCGUAUAUUGCUAUAA
This is a messenger RNA of Glycine soja, 1008 nucleotides long. RefSeq names its product transcription factor MYB4-like. The transcript is spliced from 3 exons. The record is from RefSeq and is a predicted model, not a curated record. Bases 117 to 845 code for a protein of 242 amino acids. Lineage: Eukaryota; Viridiplantae; Streptophyta; Magnoliopsida; Fabales; Fabaceae.